AUGGGUAAACCUGAAGACCAGAAAAAGAAGCGGGACGACCUGCAAGGCCUGCGCGGCUGUGCCAUCGGCGCCGUCCUUCUCUUUCACUUCUUCCCCGACCAUUUCCCCAAUGGCUACGUCGGCGUCGACCAGUUCGCUCCCUUCAGAAUCCUCCAGAAUCCUCGUCGCUUUCAGAUUCUUCGUCCUCUCCGGCUUCCUGAUGUGCAUGUUACUCCAGAAGUCGCAGACGAUGUCGCGACGCCAACUCGUCCUCAACUUCUACUGGCGACGUCUCAAGAGAAUCCUGCCGCUCUACCUUCUCUGUCUCCUCGGCAUCCUCCUCGCCUUGUACGUCUUCUUCCCGAAUUCUUCCGUCGACGCGAAUCUUCGAACCGCGCCUUGGGCUCUCUUCUUCGCCUCGAAUAGGCCGAAAUCCACUGAAGAAAACUAUUUUCAGCUGGUUUUUUAGGUAUCUUAAACCUAUAAAAUGGUUUUUUUUUGCAGCUUCAUUCAGCCGUUGAUCUAUUCACUCAUACCUGGUCUCUUUCUGUAGAGAUCCAGUUCUACCUCAUCGUUCCAUUUCUCUUCAUUUUGUCCAAACUUUUGCCGGAAAGACAUCAGCCUUCGUUUUACGCCGCCUUGGGUAAUUUUAAACAGUCUGUCCUCUCUGAGCUCUCUUUUUUUCUGAGUUCAAGUUGUGGCGAUAAUAUUUCUCUCCUUUCAUCACCACUUUAGGGACCACUUCAUUCUUAUUGCAAACAUAUUCAAGUGAGAGCUUCGCAUUCAACAACGUCUUCGCGAGAGUUUGGCAGUUCUUGAUAGGUUUUUCAAUUUUCAAAAAUAUACUAAAAUAAAAUUACAGGAAUGGUUUCGUACCUGACUUGCAGUUACGAAUCUGAUUCAACCCUGGGAAAAUACAACGUAAUAAGUCAGAGCGAAGAAAAGGAAAGAUUCGUCAUCGACGAUGAGCUUGACCUAGGAGGUUGGUUAAUCAAUUUGGAAAAAUUUUUGUUUUAUAAAUUUUCAGAAGAAGCGAAAGAAUUGGAAGAUGGAGAUGUUUCUAGUGGGUUCAUAGGGUUUCAUGAAGAAUCUUGUCAGUUUUCAGAAAAACUUGGAACCAUAGAACCAGGAAAUGGUGAUGAAUUGCCGAAAGUUGCUCAGAUUACAGCGAUUUUCCUCAUGUUUUUCGCGGCUUUUGGUCCGACUAAGUUCAGCGAAUUAUAUGUCAGGUAUUAUCGAUUUUUAUCUCGAUCAAUAUCUUCUGAAAUAAAUGUUUUAAGACUUAACACAACCCUCCUAACGGGUCUUUUGAUUUGCGCGGCCGCGGAACACCCGAUUUUGUGCAGCCGACCUUUAAUCUACUUGGGCGACAUUUCCUAUGCUCUAUAUUUAAUUCAUUGGCCAAUUUGUGCCUAUUGCAAAUCGGUCUUCCCGGAAAGCACCUUUGGUUUGAACAUUCCACGUUUUUGAGUGAAUUUCUAAAUAUUUAGCUGUAAUUAUCGGUCUUACCGUGUCGGUUUUGGCUGCCGUCGUCGUCGGACAAACAUUUGAAAAGUGAGAAAAAUGUAGAAAUCUCAGAAUAUUAAUAGUUUUUGUCCAGGUGGUACCUGCGCAUGAAUUCCAAAGGAAUAACAGCCCUAGUGACAAUAUUUUACAUUAUCAUCGCUGUCGUCUUUUUCCACCUGAAAUCGUUGCGUGUGCCGACCUUCGUCGACAAAAACUCGAUGGGAAACGAAACUUGGCUGGAUUUCGACCCGAGUAACAUGACUUUUGGUGAAUCCACCACAUAGUCCUACUGAACUUUUUUCGUUUUAGAGAAAAUCAAUGAGAAAAACUGGCUUUUCUCGUACAAUGACUACAAAAACUUGUACGUGGAGCAGUGCGAUUACAAGUUCGAGGAGAAAGGUCCUCUCGGGCCUUGUGAAUUCAAAGUGGGGCGGAAAUUACGGAAAGGGUGUUGAUUUUGAUAGAUUUAGGGGCUGAAUGAAAAGGCGAAAUACAAAAUCGCAGUUCUUGGCAACAGCUGGGGGGCGAAUCACGCGAGGAUGUUCCAUAAGGCGUGUUCUUCGAAGGCGAGAAACAUGUCCAUGUUCAAUAGUUAUGGUAAGGAAUAUCAAGGGUUCUGAAAAAUUGGGAAAAAAAAUGUUUCUGGAAAAAAUGCACGUUAUUUGUCUAUUGCAUUCCCAAAUAACUCAGUUUGCCUUUCAACUGGGUCGCGUACAGCUUGGAAAAUUUCCUAAAGAAAAACCCGUGUAGAAAACCCAAAAGCUGGAAAACUGGGGAAAUUUUGAAAAAUCGUGCUCUCCUUGCCUGCCGUUGGUUACGGUACACAUCCGAACGGUGUGCUUUUCGCUGUGAGAGACUCGCGCGCGCGUCGUUGACACGCCCUGCGUUUUCAAGCAAACUUCGAAUUUAGCCUAUUCCAGAUGGAUCUGGUACAGGUUGUCAACUUAGAAAUUAUGCAAAGUUUGUAAAAAUGUAAUUUUCACUCUGGUUUUGUGUUUCAUAAAACUCAAAGGGCGUAAAAUUGAUUCACGGCUGGCUUAAUUCAUCAAAAAAUGGUCCUGACACGAUAAGGGAAGAGAUAGUGUCUGGCUCGUGGAAAGCGCAGACAGGCCACGCCCAUUUAGCCCCCCAAGCUUACCGUGAAUUGAUCAUAAAUAGGGCUUGUAGAAAGAAAAGUAAGCCUUAUGAUCGCCAAAAGAAACACUGAAAAAAUUAAUCGAUACCCUUUUUGAAUAAAUUUUUUAAUUUAAAAUCUUCUAUUUCAUGCAUCUGAUGAGUUUCAAUGCAUUAAAGUUUUUUUUUUCUAGAUUGUAGAUUUUUUUUUGUUCCAAAAAUUUUGGAACAAAAAAAUGUUUCGGUUGAAGGGUACUUAAGCAAGUCCAGAGAUUGAAAAGGUACAUAUUUUCAACUUUUACAAAUUUUGUCCAUUUUUUUUUUGUCAAACACAAGUAAAAGUUGAAGAAAGUUCAGAAUGGCUCUAGUAGGCGUUUUUAUAUAGUCUAUUCAUAUUUCGAUUGUCUAGUACGAGGACGUCAUUCGGGGAUGCUCUGUGGAUGGCUCGGUCUCUGAUUGGCUUAUCGCGCCAUUAGAGGCGGGGCUUGGCAUUUAAAAUCUGGAUUGAUUAUAGCUGGUUUUUGAUUUUGAAGCUGUACUUUACCAUGUGAAACACUUCAAAAAGGUCAAACUUCUCAAUUUUCAUGAGUUUUUUCCAUUUAUUUUUCAAAAAGUACAAGUGAAACCAAAUUUUAGGUUGCGAACCCCUCUAUCCAUUCGAUGACCGGUGUAGAAAAGGAGCCCAUUAUUUUGACGAAGUCCUGGACACGGUCAAGCCUGACUACGCUUUCAUGUUCAUGAGGUUCAGUUAGAUAGGAAAAAUUGAAUAAAUUAAAGUCUUCAGACACAUAUCAAUGAUGGACCCCUUCGUCGACGCCCAGAACGACACGGUCUACAACGUGGCCAAGAAGAGGAUCAUAGACUUUCGGGACAAAAUCGACAAGAAGCUCUACAUGGUCGGUCCUCUGCCACAGCCAACCGCGCUGAGUUGGAACGUCCAGGAGAGCUUCAAGGCCGGGAAAUGGCCCAACGACGUUCGUUUUUAUUUUUUCAUCACAAAUUGAAGUUCAUAGAUACGGCUAGGAUCACUUUGUGCAGUUUUGGCACGAUCAUUUUUUCGAAAUUUUCUAAAUCUGGGCUAGAAAUUUUUCAAGGAUAACUAUUCUCGAAGUUUUUCGAAGCGAUUUUUGAGAAGAAGACUUUAAAAUUGGUUAAUGAGGCCUUGAAGAAAAUGAAGUUUGCUGAAAAAGGUUCUUGAAAAAAGUUUGGUCGCUGAAAAUUUAAAAAAAAAUAAUUGAGCCGCUCUUGAAGGUUACAUUGAGCUGGCUAGAACAAAAGAUCACGAUUUAUUGAUUUUUCUCUUGUCUGAAAAUUUUUUUGAGCCGGGAUAUGGUUUAAGAAACAUUCGCAUAUGCUUCCCAAAGAGAAGAUCAAAACUACGAAUUUAGAAAAUCAAAAGUGGCUUUUUUUUUGGAUUUUUUUUUUCGAAUUUUGAAAACACAUAAUUUCGUUUACAGACUCCAGCUCAUAUCCAUUUUUCAAAAAUGGCUCUUGAUUUUUUUUUUUUGAAUUUUGAAAACACAUUAUUUCUUUCAAAGACUCCAGCUCAUAUCCAUUUUUCAAAAAUGGCUCUUGAUUUUUUUGAAUUUUGAAAACACAUUAUUUCUUUCAAAGACUCCAGCUCAUAUCCUUUUUUUCAAAAAAAUGGCUCUUGAUCAAAUUAUUAACACCUAUAAUUUUUUCAAAGACUUCAUUGGUCGUUUUUGAGCGUAUUUUCCGAGGAAAUAAUUUUUGCGACUCUAGUUUCAAUAAGAACUUAGUGCUGACAAAAAAGGUAGUUUUACUUUCAAAAUGGGAAGUCCCCGAAAGACGGCUUGAUGUACCAGGUGAAGAUCCUGAAAGUUUCCCAGCUUUUGAGAAAUGAGUGCUCAAAGCCCUGGAACAACUUGUUUUUAUGGAGUUUGAGGAUUUCCUCUGUCUUGGAGAUGUCUUUUUUUGGAAACUAAGAAAUUUUGCUUGUUAAAACUCUCAGGUUUUUUCUCUGGUACAUCAAGGAGUGUAUUGAAAAAUUUUCAGGAAACAAAAAAGUGAAAUGGCCUCCCUUGUGAGAUCGUUCUGUCAGAAAUCUUGAAUUUCCUUUCCAGGCGACGAUAAUCACCCCGGACUCCGUGAAACGAUACGAAGACGGCAUGAAACGGAUGAACCUUCUUCUGAAGGACUGCGGGAGCAAAUGCGAGCUGAUCGACUACGCGCCGUCGUUCCGAAACUCGACGACCAACGUAUUUCAAUAUUAUGACAAAUAUGGAAUGCUUUACUGGAACGAUAAUCUGCACCUGACGCCCCACGGCCUUGCCCUCGUUAAAGGUCUUUUCGAGAAUAUUUGCAAUCAUUUAUAAGCCUUUUUUGGAAAUUUUGCAAGUUCUAAGCAUGGUUACACUAGUGCAUGCUUAAAGGCAUAGGGGCAGUAAAAAACGGGGUUUCAGGUGAAAGCAGUUUCUUAUAUAGUUUUUCAUUGCGAAUUGAAUUGUGUAAGAAGCAAAGAAAAAAGCUGAAAUCCGGAAGUUGAUAAAGCCUGCUCCAUAGAGCAACUUUACUGCAGAGUGCCCUUUUUGGCGGGAACUCAAACUUUCCUCCCUCCGACUUUGAAUAAUUUUUUCUUCAAAACUAGAAACUUUUGUACGUUUCCAAGUUCACCGUUCGAUUCGCAAUGAAAGACUCUGCUUUGAACUAAAACACCGUUUUUACUGCCCCUAUGCCUUCAAAAUUGAUUGAAAAAUGAGUGGUUGAAUUCUAAAAAUUCUAGAGAAGUUUCAAGAUUCUUCCCAUCACAAAAAAUUCUCAUAAUAGUCUUUUUUUCAAAGUAACCGGCUAAACUGGAGUUUGAAAAAAGCUCUUUUUUAAAAUUUCAAUAAGUACUUUGAAUAGCCAAAAAAAAGACCUAGCUAUUUUUGAUUUCACUAUCAUUUUCUUAAGAACAGUGCAAUGCUAUAUAUAUAGACCUUUUUCCUUUCAAUUUCUUCCAGUCAAAAUUUGCAAAAGAAAUUUCGAUUGUGUAUGUUUUUUUCAUGUCUUAUUGCUUUUUGAAGUGCAUGAAAAGGAGAACAAAGUCAUGCAUUAUUUCGCAUGUUUUUUUCUGUGUAUUUGUAAUAAAAUGUAUUUAUUUGAAUCACGUAACGUUGGAAUUUGCAUUCUGAAAAAAAUUUAUGAAGAAAUUAGGACGAAGAAAAAUUAUUAGAACUCGCAAUUUUCCUUGGAGACGACUCUUUCGGCGAUAGCAGACCAAAGUCCUGAAUUAUUUUAGUUCCUUGUACCGACCUGAUCCGGUUUUCGCGUGAAGGCAUGUAUAGUCGAUCCAUGGCUGGAUUGAGCCAUCGAAAAAUGGUCCUGGUACGAUUAAAAAAAGCGCAGACAGACGACGCCCAUGCGCGCCCAAAAAUAACGGUGGAAUCGGCUAUAGAUUUUUUUUUUUGUAGCGUGCAAAGCUGCGCAUUUUUUGGAACCUUUCUUGGAUUUUUGAUAGUUUUUUUAAUUUCAAUUGUUUCUUAGAUGACCAAAAACUUCCACCUUUCUAUAUUUUGGUCCUUUUUUGUACCCAAGCCAGCAGCAUUACCUAUGAGAAAGAGACCUCAUCCAGGUCAAGCAAAAAAAAAAGGUGGCAGGUGAUUUUUCUUUUUUCCUCUUUUUCAGAUUUUCCUCUUGUUCAUUAGCGCCUCUCCCGACCCGAUUCGUAGGUUGAAACGUCCUUUUUCGGAUGUCGCCGAGGAAUAUUCCCGAUACUAUCUUUUUGUUUCGGCCGGUCCGAGUCGAAUAUUCCGGCUUCUAGAAUCGAGAGAAAGAAGCCUGAGACUCGCUUCAUUUUUCAUUUGGAAUGGCUUUGGUUUUCAGUUUUUUCGUCCCGAGUCUUUUUCUUUCUUGCUACCUCGCUCGACUUUCGAAAGGAAGUUUUCUACUUAUUACUUUUUUUUUAACUCGAAUUUUCCUUUUAUUGUCGUUAAAAAGUUGGAAAAAAGGAGGUAAAGCCAGGAAAAUAACACUCUUGUCCAUUUUUCCAGCAGAACUUGAAUAAAAUCGACCUGAUUUCGAAAAAGAUGAACCACUUUGUUAUUUUCCACCAUGUUCUAUACUCUUCCUUGUAAAAUAUCUAGUCGGCAUAAUUUUUUUCUGAGUAGGUCGCAUGGAGAAUGGCUUUGAGAUAACGUAAAUAAACAUGUUAUUCUGAAGCCUGCUUUGGCUUUCCAGUCUAAAACAAAUCGAUACCGUGUAGCCAUUCCAAACGCGUCCAUUCCGAUGAAGGCAGUGUAACCACAUAAAUUUUCCAGAUGGGUAAACCGGAAGAGCACAAGAAGAAAGCGGGACGACCUGCAAGGCCUGCGCGGCUGUGCCAUCGGCGCCGUCCUCCUCUUCCACUUCUUCCCCGACCAUUUUCCCAAUGGCUACGUCGGCGUCGACCAGUUCAGUCCCUUCAGAAUUCUCCAGAAUACUCAUCCCGUUCAGAUUCUUCGUCCUCUCCGGCUUCCUGAUGUGCAUGUUGCUCCAGAAGUCGCAGACGAUGUCGCGACGCCAACUCGUCCUCAACUUCUACUGGCGACGUCUCAAGAGAAUCCUGCCGCUCUACCUUCUCUGUCUCCUCGGCAUCCUCCUCGCCUUGUACGUCUUCUUCCCGGAUUCUUCCGUCGACACGAAUCUUCGAACCGCGCCUUGGGCUCUUUUCUUCGCCUCGAAUAGGCCGAAAUCCACCGAAGACGACUACUUUCAGAUGGUUUGCUGUAGCUGAUCAACUUAAUGAAGCUGUCAUUUCAGCUUCAAGUCGCCAUCGAUCUAUUCACUCACACCUGGUCUCUUUCCGUUGAGAUCCAGUUCUACCUCAUCGUUCCAUUUCUCUUCAUUUUGUCAAAAAUCAUACCAGAAACGCGUCAGCCGUUAUUUUACGCCGUCGUGGGUACGUUCAGGAACAUUUUUCAUUUUUAAAUAUUUUACAACAGGAUCGGCCUCAUUCCUACUCAAUGUUUCCACAAGUGAGAGCUUCGCCUUCAACAAUGUCUUCGCCAGAGUUUGGCAGUUUUUUUGAUAGGUUUCUCAAUUUUUCAAAAAUAUAUUAAAAAUAAAAUUACAGGAAUGGUUUCCUACCUGACUUGCAGUUACGAGACUGAACCAAAAUCAAUAAAGUACGACCAAAUAAGCCAAGCCGAAGAAGGCGAAAAAUUGGUCCUUGAAGACGGGGAAAUCGACCUUUCUGGUCUGAAAACGACAAAAAAGUUUGAACAGUAUUCAAUUUUCAGAUGAAAUCAAAGCCAUUGAAGAAGAGCCAAAAAAUGGUCAGGAAUUGCCGAAAGUUGCUCAGAUUACAGCGAUUUUUCUCAUGUUUUUCGCCGCUUUCGGGCCAACCAAAUUCAGCGAAUUAUACGUCAGGUGCGACCAUUAUCUUACCUUAAGAGUUUAAAAACUAUGUUAGAGACUUUAUUGGAUCUUCCCACUCAACCAUUAUUUAUAAAUAUUUUUUUCAAUUUGAAAAAAAUCUCCCGUCAAUAAGGUAAUCAAAAAGUACAAUUUACAUUUCAGAGCUUUUUUUAGCUUAUUAUGCAAACAUUUUCUUUUCGAAAAAAAUUAAAUAAAGAAAAAGGAAAUUUGGAAGAAAAAAAGAGAAGAAAAAAAUGUUUGUUUGGCAACCGGAAAAAUCUGUCAUUCACGCUCUCCUGCGCAGCGGAAAUUCCACUUUAGGGCUUUGUUGAUUUUUUUUUUUUUCUUCAAUUUUACUACUUUUUUUCUUUUUUUCUUCAGUAAAUUUCUAGAUUUAGAUUUUCAUAAAAGAUGGGUGGUAUCCUUGAAAAAGCCGAGCGGCCUCUCUAGAACAGUUUUGAAAAAAAUGAUGAGAAUUUUUCUCUAAUUUUUCAAGGUGUUUUUUUGUUGUUGUUAUAAUUAUAUCCUAUAUAUCCUCAGAAGCGAGUAGAAGUUUUUUAAUAAAAGAUGAACAUUUUUCAAAAUGAUCGGCGCAAAGACCUUGUUCCGCUGUUCUUUUCUCUAGAUGUACUACGCAAUAGGCCAGCCUGUUAUUGGAAAACUGGGGGAUAUUCUCGUUUCUAUGCAGAGUUGAAUUUCAGUUUUUUGUUUCUGUUUAGAAUAUAUAUUUCCAGGUUUAACACGACUCUCCUAACUGGACUUUUGAUUUGCGCGGCCGCAGAACACCCGAUUUUGUGCAGCCGACCUUUGGUCUACUUGGGCGAUAUUUCAUACGCGUUAUAUCUUAUUCAUUGGCCAAUUUGUGCUCAUUGCAAAUUGAUCCAUCCGGAUAGUACUUUUGGUGAGGCCAUCCACAUUUCACUCUUGAUUUUUUUCUUUUUAGCUGCACUCGUUGGCCUUAUCGCGUCAGUUUUGGCUGCCAUCGUCGUCGGGCAAACUUUUGAAAAGUAGGAGUUCUUGAGUAUACUCCCGUACUCUAUAUUUUGUCUCCAGGUGGUACCUUCUUCUGAAAUCCAAGAGUUUGACCGUCUUGGUGUCGAUCUUCUAUGCCGUCAACAUUAUCCUGUGGCUGCACUUGAAAUCUACCCGAGUCGCCGAGUUUGUCGACGACAAAACGGUCGGAAAUGAAACUUGGCGGGAUUUCGACUCGAGUCAAAUGACUUUUGGUUCAUUUUCCUGUCAUUUUCUGCUUAAUUUUCCAAUAAUUUCAGAAGAAAUCGACAAGAAAAACUGGAUUUAUUCCCACUUUGACUAUCAGAAUCUCUACUUGAAGCAUUGCGAGUACACGAACGCGGAAAAAGGGCCACUCGGUCUUUGUAAAUUCCAAGUGAGGAUAUAAAUGUUCGACGGAUGAAAUUUAUGAUUUUCAGGGUCUUAACGAACAGGCCAAGAAUAAAAUUGUCCUUUUUGGUAACAGUUGGGCGGCGAAUCACGCAAGGAUGUUUUAUGACGAAUGUUCUUCGAAAGCCAAGAAUAUGACCAUGUUUAGUAGUUAUGGUGAGAAAUCCUGUUGAAAGCUGGGGAACGGAAUUUUCUCUUUGAAAAAUGUCAAUUUUAACUUUUUAUAGUGAUGUAUCUGUUAGAAUUUGCAGGGGACGAAAUUGAAUUUUGGUACUCUUUAAGUGACUUCAUUUGAGGGGCCACUUAGGCUCUCUAGUGAUGACUUAAGCAGGAAGAUUGUUCCCGUUUCUCUCUGUAGUGAUCACUUAAUGGCAUAGGGGCAGUAAAAAUCGCGUUUUCAGUUGAAAGGUUUUCAGGUGGUCAGUUUCUUGUAGAGUUUUUCAUUGCGAAUCGAACGGUGUACUCAAAAAAGCACAUAUAUGACUGCUUUUGAAGAAAAAUGCGAUUUUAUUUCCCCGCCUUUCUAUAGUCUGUUCAGAUUUUGAAUGUCAAGUUGUCGCUCAAGCUCCGCCCCUAAUGGUGCUAUAAACCAAUCAGAGAUCGAGCCAUCCACAGAGCGUUUUUGAAUGACGUCAUUUCACUUGACAUUAAAAGUCUGAACAGACUAUAUUUUGGAAAAUGCUUUGGAUCGGUGUACAGAAAACUGUUUACAGUAGCCGUACACGCGAUUUUGCAGACUUUUUCCUUUGGGGACAGCAAAAAAAAUUGAGAAUUGGAAAAAAAAAACGAAAACAAGAAAAAUUGCGAUUCAUGUUGUCCAUAGAGCAACUUUACUGCAAAACGCCUUUUUGAUGGGAAUUUUUUUUUCAUAUGAAUUUCUCCAAAAAUAGGACAUUCUGUACAUUUUUAAGUAUACCGUUCGAUUCGCAAUGAAAAACUCUACAAGAUACUUCUUUCACCUGAUACCCGGUUUUUAACUGUCCCUAUGCCUUUGAAUUUUAGCAAGUUAUUAACCUAAAACAGCUUUUUUUCAGGUUGUGAACCAUUUUAUGGGUUCGACCAACGCUGCAAGCAGAAUAUGAAGGAUUUCGACGACCUUCUCACGUCGGCCAAGCCUGACUACGCGUUCAUGAUCGUCAGGUACAGAAAAUCCCAUAUUUUUAAUAGUAAUCAUGUGUUUAUACAGACAUAUCUCCUUGAUGGACAACCUGGCCGACAUCCAGUCGGAUAAUCUCUACAAACUCGCCAGGGAUCGACUGAUCUCUUUCAAGGAUCUCGUGGGGAAGAAACUCUAUAUUGUUGGGCCUCUCCCUGAGCCCAAAACUUUGAGCAUCUUCGUCUCUGACAGCUUCAAAAAUGGAACCUGGCCCAAGGAUGUUAGUAGCAAAGUUGUUUUUUGGUUUCUCAACGUUUAGUUGGUUUUCUGGGAAAAUUCCAGAAAUGCUCCCCCCACGUCCGAAAAAGCCCCCCACCAAGGCAAGUUUCGACUGGUGGGAGGUGAACUCAAAGACAAGGUCAUUUUUUUGCAAAAUGAGAAUUGCCCCCCACAUUUCCAAAAAGCCCCCACCAAGGCAAGUUAAGACUUGUAGGAGGUGAACUCAAAGACAAGGUCAUUUUUGGAAAUUUAGACAUUUUUGGGAAUUUUCCAGAAGUCCACCUCCCCCCACGUCCGAAAAAGCCCCCCACCAAGGCAAGUUUCGAGACUGGUGGGAGGUGAACUCAAAGAACUUUAAGUGCUGGCUGAAUCGAAUGGGGGGGGGACUAUAUUUAAUCCUAGAAUCGUCCCCCUCCCCCACGUCCGAAAAAGCCCCCCCACCAAGGCAAGUUUCGAGACUGGUGGGAGGUGAACUCAAAGAACUUUGAGUGCUGGCUGAAUCGAAUGGGGGACUAUAUUUAAUCCUAGAAUCGUCCCCCUCCCCCCACGUCCGAAAAAAAUCCCCCACCAAGGCAAGUUUCGAGACUGGUGGGAAUUGAAAAAGUUGGGAAGUUUUUUUACCCCUUCCCCCCUCCUUAAAAAUUUUUGAUGAAAUUUCGCUUAAGUGUACUUUAGGACCUCCUGGUUCCAGAAAGAAAAAUAUAAGGACGGGAAAAAAAAAGUUCCCUAGAGAGAUAUUCUUCUGGUGACUCAAAACUGACCAUUUUCGAUUUCAGACCGAAAUCUUCCCCGCCAAAACAUCGUUAAAAAGGUACGAAGACGGCAAGAAGAGGAUGGAUCAGUUGGUGAAGGAUUGCGGGAGCAAAUGUGAACUUAUCGAUUACGCUCCCUUGUUCCGAAACUCGACGACAAAUGUGUUUCAAUACUUUGACCAAAAAGGGAUGCUCUAUUGGACCGACCCGCUUCAUCUCUCCCCACAUGGUCUCUCAUUAGUCAAAGGUCUUUACACUAAAAUUUGCAAUGAUAUGUGAUAACUGAAAAUUGGUCAUUUUUUACCGGUAGCAUUUUCGAAAUAGGCAUCAAGGUAGUGCAAUUGAAGUCCACAAAAAUCGAACAAAAGUUCGAUCUAAUUUAAUUUAUUCAUCGCUGUCUUGAAAUAACGCUCAAUGGCUUGCAAACGUAUGAGAAAAUACUGGAUUUUGACAUUUCCCACUGAAAUAGAGGUGAAUGAACUUUUUUCGUGAGUUUUACAAGUUUUUGCACGUUCUCUAUUCGAUUAUAUCGCAUGUUCUUUUAUACUCUCUGUAGUUUGAAAUUAUGAUCUUUUUUUUUUCUCGUCUCCGCCCAUUUUUCAAUAAAUUCCGUCUGAAAUUUGCAUGCAAAAGCUGUUCAAAUAAGAAUUUUUGUCAAAGGACUGCAAGGGCGUAUGUUAAUACACAAAAAUUUCGCAUGUGAAAUAUUUCAAAUUUUGCAUAUGCUUGAUUUCUUGCAAAUCUGGGGAAAAACGAGGGAAUCCUACAAGGUUUCGGAUUCCAUGGAUGAAGCAAACUUCAUGGUGAAAUUUUAAGUUUCUCUUAAAAGUUUUGAAGUUUACGGUUAGAAUAGAUAUUUUUCCGAUGGUACAAAGUUACCGAUCGCAAACUAUUCACUCAAGUUGCGGAAUAUGAAGACUUGGCAAAAAAAGAGAAAAAGGGGGGGGGCAUAAACCGUAAAAAAUUUUCAGGGUGCGCGCUGGGCGGAGCUAGUUCGAUCGUAUAAAAAAAAAAAAAAAAUUCAUUUUUGUAAUUUUUCAAGCGAUUUUUUUCUUAGUGAUCGAAAAAAAGAGCUUUUACUUGGGAUUAGGGGGCAUACAAAUCUAUAUAUUAACAAGUUAGGAACCAAAAUCAUUAGGAAGCCUCCGAUCUCAAUAAGAAGAAGGACAGGGAAAAAAUGAUCGACCCCCUAAAAACGGACGAUUGCAAUCAUAACUGCUGUUUUUGCACUGGGGAAAUUUCGCCGUUAACCUCGGCUAAUCUAUUCUUCGACCUGACCUCAAUAAGUUCGGGGAAAGGUCGACCCUCUAGGCUUCUCAGUCGAGUUUAUUUCUGGUCUGAAUAUGUGCUUCAUGGAAACGAAGCCGAAAUUUUCGGUUUUGUCCCUGGAGCACUCUUUCUCGCUAAAAUUGAGCCAAAUUUUUUCCGCGUUUUUAAAAAUUUUUCUUGUUUUUUUCUGGAAUCAAGGCUGGAUAUGAUCCCAACAGAAAAUCUGGAAAUCAUAUUUUUGGGAAGAAUUUUGAGCUCUAGAGCACAUAUUCACGCCAGGAUUAGCUUGAAAUUCCUUUUUUUUUGUACUUACUGGGAAAAUCUUUAGUGGCCACUAUAGAGGCUCGCCAAGGACUUCUUGGAGAGGACACUAAAGUGGCCACUAAACCCACCUCUAUAGUGGCCAUGAUUUUCCCUUUUAGUGGCCCCUUUAGAGGUCUCUAUUUAGUGGCUACUUCAGUAGUUUUUCAUCCAGUAACUCUGAUAAUUUAAAAAAAAAAACAGAUCGGACCAGUUAUGUUGAUCCACUGACCCCUAAAUUGGCCACUAAAAAUUUUAGCGGUCUAGUAGUAGCACUUAGACCUCUAUAAUGGCCACUAAUUUGUAAGCCCUUAACUGGCCACUAUAUUGACUACGAUAGAGGCCAAUAAAACGUCAAAACCCUUUAAUGGUCACCAAAAGUUUUCCCAUUCUUCAUUGAAUUUUCCAGGUGCUCUUCCUGUAAGAAGUUUUUUGGAUCUUGAAGGUCAGAAAUCAAAGAUAUUUGGGCCAACUCCUUACCCAAAUUGUUCAAAGGAGCAUUGGAAAGGUCUCGAAGCGAUCUUUCGUCUUCCGUAGGGUGAUUUUCGGUCCGCCCUUCUUGGUUGAUCUUUUAAUCACUCCAACAAAGGAAAUUUGGACAGACUAGAGAAAAGUCCGCAUGGCCCAAGCCGGCCGAACGGGCGUAUCUCUUCCAUUUCACUUUCGGUCUCUUUUAUCUUUUUGCAACAACGUCCUCAUUUUUCAAAUAGUUCACACGUUUUUUUUAACGAGUAGAGCGUUGAAAGUGAGGUGGAUUUUUCAUUUCUUGCUUCUUUUUUCGUUCCCGUCUGCAUCUCAUGGGAUUCUCAAAAAAUUAGACGCCGUCAAGGGACCACUUGAGGUUACUAAAGAACUUCCAGGAAACUAUAGUCUGUUCAGAUUUUGAAUGUCAAGUCGUCGCUCAAGUUCCGCCCAUAAUGUUGCGAUAAACCAAUCAGAGAGCGAGCCAUCCACAGAGCAUUUUCGAAUGACGUCAUUCUACUUGACAUUCAAAAUCUGAACAGACUAUAUAAAUCUUUUUUUGUUCCGCAAAAUCACUUUGAACUAUUGUAAUCCAUACAUUUUGGCUUCAAAAACUUGGCCUUUUUUGCACCCUGUCGAAUUUUUUUCCAUAGACUCAAGCCCUCGGUGAGUGGACUUGCUGGAAUUUUAAGGUACAAAAGUUCCUUGAAGCCUUCCGGAGUUUUUUAAAACGAGUAGAGCGUUGAAAGUGCUUAAACUAGCAACAGCUUUUUUUGCAACCUGUUCUUCCAGGCUUCUUCGAAUCAACUUAAUAAGUUAAAACAUUCAGAUGGGUAAACCUGAAGACCAGAAAAAGAAGCGGGACGACCUGCAAGGCCUGCGCGGCUGUGCCAUCGGCGCCGUCCUUCUCUUCCACUUCUUCCCCGACCAUUUUCCCAAUGGCUACGUCGGCGUCGACCAGUUCAGUCCUUUCAGAAUCCUCCAGAAUCCUCGUCGCUUUCAGAUUCUUCGUCCUCUCCGGCUUCCUGAUGUGCAUGUUGCUCCAGAAGUCGCAGACGAUGUCGCGACGCCAACUCGUCCUCAACUUCUACUGGCGACGUCUCAAGAGAAUCCUGCCGCUCUACCUUCUCUGUCUCCUCGGCAUCCUCCUCGCCUUGUACGUCUUCUUCCCGGAUUCUUCCGUCGACACGAAUCUUCGAACCGCGCCUUGGGCUCUCUUCUUCGCCUCGAACAGGCCGAAAUCCACGGAGGACGACUAUUUUCAAAUGGUUUGCUGGAGCUGAUCAACUUGAUGAAGCUGUCAUUUCAGCUCCAAAUGGCUAUAGAUCUAUUUACGCAUACCUGGUCCCUCUCCGUCGAAAUUCAAUUCUACCUCCUCGUUCCAUUUCUCUUCAUUUUGUCGAAACUUCUGCCAGAGAUAUACCAACCGUUGUUUUAUGUCUCCAUAGGUAUGCGAACACUUUCAGGUCGGAAUAUUUAUUUUAUUCAGGUGCUGCCUCAUUUUUGUUGAAUAUAUCCUCCAGUGAAAGCUUCGCAUUCAAUAACGUCUUCGCCAGAGUUUGGCAGUUCCUAAUAGGUCGGUUUGUGGCAAAAUUGGAAAACUUUGAGAAAUCUCCAGGUAUGAGCGCCUACCUGACGUGUAGUUUCGACCCAAAAAGUACACUGGGAAAUUAUUCUCGACUGAGUCAGUGUGAAGAAAGUGAGAAGCUGAUCGUGAAGGGGGACCUCGACGUAGUUGGUUUGAUAUCAAAGCUGUGAAAUUUAUAAUUCUAUGGAUUUUAGAACAAGGCAAAGAUGGGGAAGAGCCAAAAGAUGGACAGGAAUUGCCGAAAGUUGCUCAGAUUACAGCGAUUUUCCUCAUGUUUUUCGCGGCUUUCGCACCGACAAAGUUCAGCGAGUUAUACGUCAGGUGAAAUUGGCUUAAUUAUAGUCAAUGUUUCCCGACUUGAAAGGUGAGAAGGGCGAAGCAGGGGGCGGGGCGCGUAGCGUGUGCGCUCGCGGUUCUUGGCACGUGUUCGAUUCAACCGUCAUCGACUCUUUGAAAAGCCCGUUUUUCGCUUUUUUCAUUCCUUUUUCAAUUAUUUAUCGAUUAUGUUCAUGUGUGCAUCAAAAAAUAGUAGAAAACAUUGAAAAAGAGCGGUUGCCGAGCUUUGUAAAUAAUCGACGGUGAUUGAACUGGACUCGUGCCAAGGACCGCGUACGCACACGCUACGCGUCCCGCCCCUUGCAUCGCCUCCUUCGCCUUUCAAGUCGGGAAACAUUGACUAUACUUGUAUUCGUCAAAUGGUUGCUACAGUAUCCCCAGCGCUUCGAAAUUUUUGUUUUAGCGAAUAAAAAGUUCCUUUAAAGCCUAAAAAAUGCUGCUUUUUUGGUCCGUUUCUGGUAUUUUUGUACUUUUUAAAUCAGAAGUCACUUUUUAUAACCUUCUGAAGUUGAUAUUUCCAGAUUCAACACAACCCUCCUAACGGGUCUUUUGAUUUGCGCGGCCGCGGAACACCCAAUUUUGUGCAGCCGACCUUUAAUCUACUUGGGCGACAUUUCCUAUGCUCUCUAUCUGAUUCAUUGGCCAGUUUGUGCCUAUUGUAAAUUGGUCCAUCCGGAUAGUACUUUCGGUAGGAAUUUAUCUGAUUUCAACCUUUAUUUGGCUUUUUUUUUAGCCGUUUUUAUCGGAUUUUCGGCUUCAAUUUUGGCCGCCGUCGUUGUUCGAGAGACUUUUGAAAAGUGAGAAGUUCAAGAACCUUUUUAACUUGGUAAUUUGCUCCCAGAUGGUACCUGAGCCUAAAAUCCGGAGGAAUAACAGCCUUAGUGAUAAUCUUCUAUAUAUUCAACAUUCUGAUGUUCUUCCACAUGAAAUCCUCCCGAGUACCUUCCUUCCUCGACAAAAACUUGAUUGGGAACGAAACUUGGCUGGAUUUCGACUCGACCAACAUGACUCUUGGUUAGUUUCCCGCAGGAUUUUCCAAUUUAUUGGAUUCCAGAUAAAAUCAACGAGAGAAACGUCAUAUUUUCCCACUUUGAUUAUCAGAAUCUGUACGUGAAGCAGUGCAGUUAUACCAGCGCGGAGAAGGGUCCGCUCGGGAUUUGUGAUUUUCAGGUAAGGUCAACUUUUUUGUGCUUCAGGCCCUUUAGGGACCACUCGAGACCAACCCCUAUAGGGGCCACUGAAGCUUGCAAAAGUGGUCCCUAUAGUGGUUUAGUUAGUGGCCGCUAUAGGGGGCAUGCUAGUCUAGAAGUUACAGAAUAAAUAAGCGUUUUUUGAAAGAAAUUAAAAGACCCCUAGAGGGUCCACUUGAGGUUUCGGAGCUAAGAGGUAAGAAUUUAAACCCCCUAUAGAGACCACCUCAAUUUAACCUCUAUAGGGACCACCUCAAUUUAACCCCUAUAGGGACCACUUUCCCAACCCCUACAGGGAUUUUUUUCGGUUGAAACGAUAGAAUAUUUUAGAACAGACCUAAUCCAAAAUCUGACAUUUCCAGGAUCUGAACAAAAGGGCCCGCAAUAAAAUAGUGAUUUUCGGCAACAGUUGGGCGGCGAAUCACGCAAGAAUGAUCCAUAAGGAAUGCUAUUCGAAAGCCAACAACAUGACCAUGUUCAGUAGUUAUGGUGGGAGAAACGGGAGAAUCGAAAUACAUGAAAAAUGAAGGUUGCGAACCCCUUUAUCCGACCCUGGAACUCGACAGGUGCAAGCAAAACAUGAAGGAUUUUGAUGAUGUUUUGGACUCGGUCAAGCCUGAUUACGCUUUUAUGAUCGACAGGUUGGUUCCUACCUUUAAAAAAAGUAGAAAUUCAACUUCUGAUUUUUUUGGAGGAGAAGCUUUGGGGAGAAAAUUCUAUCUGAAAAGUUGAUCGCGAAUUUCCCAAAAAUGACCAGAAUUUUCCUUGACCCUAGAAGUGUUACUAGAAUAAGCUUUACUGACCACUUAAGAGGUCCCUCAAAAACUACUUGGAGAGGACGCUAAGGUGGCCACUAAAACGACCUCUAUAGAAGCCACUAUUUUCCCACUUAGUGGCCACUAUAGUAGUUCUUUUUUCUAGUGGCUACUAAUCCGAUUACUAUAGUGGCCACUUAAGCGUCAGAACACUGAAGAGGCCACUAGAAAAUUUUCCAACAACCUGCGAAAAGGCUUACUUUUUGAGAAGUGCUACUGGAAAAAAGUUUACUGGCUACUUAAGAGGUCCCUCAAGGACUACUUGAAGAGGACACUAAGGUGGUAACUAUAGUAGUUCUUUUCUAGUAGCUACUAAUCCGACCACUCUUGUGGCCACUGAACCGUCAGAACCCUAAAGAGGUCACUAGAAAAUUUUUUAUUAAAGAAACUAGGGCUCGCUAAAAAUCAAAAUGGCUCAUUCCUAUAAAUUUAGUCGGGUUUCGUGACUAAUUUUAAAAAAAUCGGAAUUCGUGAAGAUUUUUCUACUCUGGUACAUCCACUAGGAUUUUGGCCAAUUUACAAAAAAAUUUUUUCAAAAAAUCAUCAAUUUCCAUAUGAAUUGAAUUUUUAGCCAUGGCGCGCAUUCUCAAGCUCUUUUUCGUUUUUCAAAUCAUUUUUUGGGGCAUGAAAUAUUUUUCCAGACACAUGGCGACAAUGGUCCCUUUAGCCAAUCUCCAAAACGACACGGUGUAUAACUAUGCCAAAAACCGGAUACUCAACUACCGGGACAAGGUCAAAAAGAAGCUUUUCGUGUUGGGACCCGUCCCGCAGCCGGGGCCAUUUACUGAAAUCGUCUACAACAGUUUUAAGGCUGGCAAGUGGCCAGAAAAUGUAGGUUCUCGGGCAAAGUCGGAAUGGUGGAUAAUGGCCCAAUAAUGGCGGCAAAAAGGCAGCGAAAAGGGUCCUUUUUCCUAGCCUUUCAUUUUUUCUAGGGUUUCAAAGGCUCAAGAAUUGGUGGAAAAAGGUGGAGGUAGCAAAAUUGGUGCAUAAAGGUAGGGACCGCAACCAAAUUUUCAAAAAAAAUUUUGAGCUUCAAUAUUACUAUGGUUGGAUAGCUGCUCCAAUUCACUAUUCUAAACAGUUUAGUUUUUCAAAAAAAGGUUGAAAACAAAAAAAGUAUGGUCAAAACAGUAGGGAAAAAAGUCGCGAAGUUUAGUACUGAAAGUUUAGAUUUUACGCUUUUGGUCGUUCAUUUUGUUUUCAUAUCGGAUUUAAUUUUUUUUUUUUAGUAGUUUAUUUCGGUUUUCAAAGUCAUAAUAAGUUAUUAAAACAGUAAAAAACCACAAGUUUGAAGAGAAAAGCUAUUUUACAUGAAAAAUGAAAAAAAUGGCCGCUGCGAGGAUCGAACUCGCGAUAUCAAAACUGUAUGCAAGCGCACUUGCGCUGCUCCACGUACAUCUCUCGGAGAUGGGAGGCGUUCGCUCUAUAGACCACUUCACCUCAAAGUACAGCAUUUACCGACUUUCUUGUUUUAAAAAAAAGUUAUGAUAGCUGAACAACUAUUAGUCACGUGUGUUCGGACCACCUAAAAAUAAUUUAUUCAUAGAGAUUCAGUUCAAAAUGCAGCAAAAAAGGAACCUUUUUCCACCCUUUCCGACUUUGCCUAUGUUAUGCUUUUGAACUAUUCACAUGGAUCUUUUCCAGACCCAAAUUCUUACGCCCGGAGCCUUGAUGAGUUAUGCAGACGGAAAAAAGAGGAUGGACCAGUUGGUGAAGGAUUGCGGGAGCAAAUGUGAACUGAUCGAUUACGCGCCCUUGUUCCGAAACUCCACAACCAAUGAAUUUCAAUACUAUGACCAGAAUGGAAUGGUUUAUUGGACCUACCCCCUUCAUCUCUCCCCACAUGGUCUCUCAUUAGUCAAAGGUCUUUAUAGUAGGAUUUGCGAGGAUUUGUGA
Molecule: messenger RNA, 19319 nt
Organism: Caenorhabditis auriculariae
Lineage: Eukaryota; Metazoa; Nematoda; Chromadorea; Rhabditida; Rhabditidae
Source: the annotation of a GenBank genome assembly